Messenger RNA from Oryzias latipes (Japanese medaka), 1593 nucleotides. NCBI's taxonomy places the organism in Eukaryota, Metazoa, Chordata, Actinopteri, Beloniformes, Adrianichthyidae. The record is from RefSeq and is a predicted model, not a curated record.
GUUUGAAUACGUUUUUAGAAGAGUGACACAGCUGCCACCAAAAAAAACGGGGAGUAACUUCAAGAAACCUGUGGAAUAUUCCUUUAAACCCAACUCUAAAGAGAAGAUUCUUUCGAUUCCGUCAGCGCAUAUCAGGAGCAAAAAUGGCAAGAAUCUUCCACUCUGUUCUCUUUUGCUGUCUGCUGGCAACACUAGCACACUGUAUGGAACUUGACGUGAAUCCUGAGUUGAAGAAAAGACUAAGCAUAUGGCUGGAAAGUAGAAUGAUACGGGAUCUUGACAGCACCACAGCAGAGAAGACAGCAGAGACUCAGCACUUUGUUACACCAGAGGACAUCAGGGAUACCUUGCUACCACAUUCCAGUUCUGGCAGCAUCGUCCGGACAAAGAGGUCUAAAAUCUCCAACAGCCAGUCAAGAAGGCAGGGUUGCUCGCUGGGCACUUGCACAGUACAUGACUUGGCACAUCGCCUGCACGAGCUAAAUCUGAGGAUUGGGAGUGCCCCCGCCGACAAGAUCAGCCCAAAGGGAUAUGGCCGGAGGCGACGGUCCCUUCCAGAGCGCAGAUUGACACUGAGGCAGGAGAGGGGCAGGCUGAGGCCCGUGUGGAGCACAAAUGACUCACAAGUUCACAAGCUUGAGGCUCUCUUCAGACGGACAUGAGUGGGACUUUGAAGAAAAGGAGCGAGGGAGUAGCUCUGCAGAGCUAGUGUCCUCCGUUCUGAAAUUCUCAAAAUGCCUCAUACUCUUGCCAAGUAUCCUCCAGCACAUUUGCCUCGGUCAUGAGUACUGAGUCAGAGCAAACCCGGCUGAGUUUCUCCACUGGGUAAACCAUGUUGCUUGGUGAUGCAGUGCCAGCAAACCUGCAGCCGGCUAAGAGACAUGGACGUAUAGUGUGGAGCAGAGCAGGUGCUGUUACCUGCGUGGGAGAGGAGAAGCAAGACCACAAAUAUCUGGCAAAGUGAACUCAUCCUCUUAUUUUAAGAGAAACUCUCUUUUAGCCAUUUGGCACUCUCCUCAAAACCAGGACUUUGAUAAACACUACCUUGUAUGGACUUACUCCAAAGCACGUAUCAUCUGUUUUUAAGUGAUUGUCUGCACUUUUGUUUUUAUACUUCAAGAAAAAUGAAUCAUCAGGAAAAGCCUUCAUCACAAUGCCAAACCCAAAGAAAGGCUUCAGAGCUCAGCUGCUCUCAUUCUAUAUCAAGUUUUGGACACUGUAUGAGGGAAAAUUACUUAAAUUCUGUGAGAUAUGUACCAGUCCACAAUGGAUUGAAAUAUACUUGAAUGUGUCAUUUGUCUGUACAAAAACAUGUGCAAUUUAAUGUUUUUUAUUACUGGUAUUUGUAUAUAAGAAUCUUUUUAUUUAAAUAUUAUACAGAAGUUGCAUUAAAGUACUUAUUCAGAUAAAGCUAUUUUUGUACAGAAAGAAAAAAUAUGGGCAUUGUAGCUAUUUGUCAUUAUUCCUUUGGAAACUGUGGUAUUUGGAUGUAUGUUUUAUAGUUGAAAUAUUUUAUAUUUGUAGAUGUGUUUUAUUUUAUUAUUGUGAAAGGAAUAACAUUGCCAUUCAAUAAACAUUUGCAUACAAAAAAAA